Molecule: messenger RNA, 927 nt
Organism: Culicoides brevitarsis
Lineage: Eukaryota; Metazoa; Arthropoda; Insecta; Diptera; Ceratopogonidae
Exons: 2
Coding region: 67-927 (286 amino acids)
Biological process (GO): lipid transport
Molecular function (GO): lipid carrier activity
Source: RefSeq, a predicted model, not a curated record
UGUUUGUUAGUUCAUUACGAGCAGUGUCAUCAAUUAAAAGUGGAAAAAACAACGAUCGCCUUUAAAAUGUUGAGAACGAUCUUUGGUCUCCUUGCGAUCGUCACCCUCAUCAACGGAUUUCCGUUCGAUUUUUACACACAAGAGCCAGAUUACAAUCCACGCGAAAAUAGAGUUCCCAUGGCAAUUCCCGACAACUGGGACAGCGUCUACUCUUAUCACUUCGACUACUAUCGCAUCUCGAAUUUCACUGACGUCGUUUCGCGCCGCAUAAAUUUCCGUUCGACAGUUCACUUGCGUCAAGAUCCGGACAACAUUAACUCGAUUUUUGCCUUUUUCACGGAAACGAGUUACGAUCACGAAGACGCCUAUCAUCGCAACAAAAAUUUCCCCGUCGUCAUCGAGGGAAUUCAUCUGCCUUUCAGGAUUUUGUUUCAUUCAAGUGGUUUGGUGCACGAAAUUUCCACAGAUCCCGAUGAUAGCGACUUGUCUGCGAAAUACAAGAAAACUUUCGCUUCCGUGAUUCAAUUUGACUGGAAAUUCAUCAAUGAGAAACGAAUUGCUGACAAGGAAUUUGAUUAUGUCUUCAUUUCGCCUGAAGACACGAUUUUUGGAAGUUGCAACGUUUUGAAUAACGUCACGCAAAUCGGAGAAGGAAGAAUUUUGCGAAAAAGAUUGUUGAUGGAUACGUGUUUGCGGGAGAAGUUUCCCAAGCAAAAACCGAGCAUUCAUGAUGUCAACGUAGAAUUCAAGUUUCGUUCGAGCAGAAAUCGACAAUUUCAUUGGUUGCAACUCAAUGGAACGGAAUACGUUAAGGAAUCCGAUAGUUACAGUCGAUUGGAGCAACUUGUGGAGUUUCGUGAAAAUGUGAAAAGUCGUCAAACUGUUCAUGCGAACAGACUUACCAUUAAUCGAGUCAUAACUUUAUGA